Messenger RNA from Haemonchus placei, 2370 nucleotides. NCBI's taxonomy places the organism in Eukaryota, Metazoa, Nematoda, Chromadorea, Rhabditida, Trichostrongylidae. The record is from the annotation of a GenBank genome assembly.
AUGCACUACACCCAGUUACAUGCGGCUUACUCAAGCAUGAGUGGUAGCGCGGUUCAUUCAGAUGCUGACAAGCAGAUUCAACAGCUCCAAUCAGCGUUGGCUGUGCUUGUUGAGGAGAAAACGUCAGUGCAGUCGGAGCUGCGCAAUGUAAAGAAUGAUUUAGAGCAAGAACGAAUCCUAAAUGAAAGCCUGUCGGCGAAUAUGAAGUCUGUCUGUGGUGAUGAAUCCAAAAAGCUGCAAGCACGUUUGAUGGAAUGUGAGCAUCUUCUAUCUGCUCGCAGCAUUGAACUUGAUGGCCUUAGAAGAAGUGAAGCAAACGCUCAAGCGCAACUUCUAACCGUUCAACAUGAAAGAAGUGAGGCGCAAGCUCGCCUCAAAGCGAUAGCUCGUGAGAAGGAAGUGCUCGAAUCGGAAUUGAAGCAAGUGAGGAAGGAACUUCAUAUGAAAGAAAUCUAUCUGAAGCAGCUUGGUCCUCAUGGAAUUGUGAAUAACUUCAGCGACGAAGGCACUAUCAAAGCAUUGCAUGACCGAAUUGAUGCUCUCCAAACCCAAGUUGGACUUCUCACCAAUGAGCGAGACCAGAUGCAUCACAACAGCCAAGAGCUCAGUCGUCAUUACGAACUUUGUCGGUUGGAAUUUGUAAACACACGCGAUAAGAUCGCCAGCGAGCUCGCAGAAGCAACAUCUGAGCGGGAUGCAGCUUUAUUACGGGUCAAGGAAUUGGAAAACGACGUUUCUGUCUUACAAAAGGAACAAAAUCAAUAUAGACCGGUUAUACCAUCUUUAAACAGUGGACAACAGGAGUCAGAUGCUAUAACAUUCACCGAGGAAGACGUUGUGUAUAAAGUCAACGAGGCAAAAAGACGAGCAGAUGCUGAAUGGCAGCAGAAAUUCGAUGAAGAGGGGAAAGUGGUAGAUUCGAUGUUGAGAAAUAAGGUGGAUCGCUCAAACUUCAAACCUAGGAUCAUCUAUUUUUGGACUAUUCCUUUCCAGGAUCAGCUCAUUUUCGAACGCGAGCAAACGAUAAGCGAACUUCAGAUGCGUCUGCGACUACUCGAAGAGCGAUCCGCUGAAACACGUGCGAGUGGAUCGGAUCUGUUGUCCCUCUCUGAACAACUACAAAACGAGAAAGCUACCGUAUCACGCGCUGUCGCUCAAAAUAGGGAGCUUAAAGAACAGCUUCUCGAAACGGAAGAUAGAUUGGUGGCACUCACUGAAGAGAAACUUCAAUCCGAAUUAGCCCGUCAAACAGCAGAGCACCAGGUGAAAGAACUUAUGAAACGGAUCGACAACGAGGUUUCACAUUCCGAUUCCGGAUCAGUUCAGCUGCAAUCAUCUGGUAGAAACGAUGCUCUUGAAGAGGUCCUACAUCCGGCUAUGUCCCUUGAGCCAUCCCGAUCCCGCGAGGAUUGGGAGGAAUCGUCGGAACGAAACCGAUCCGAAAAUGCUGCAGCUAGCAUAUUCCAGAUACGCGCUGAUUUGCGACGCAGUCAUACGCGAAAUGAAGAAAUGAAUCAAAUUUUACGGCAGAAUGCAGAAGACGAAAAUCAAAAUUCGAUUCAUGUAGAACUUGGUCAAGCCGUCGCACGAAUACAUGAGUUAGCAGCUGAGAAUCAGCAACUGCGAGAGGUACUUUAUAUGCUUCUGAACUCCUUGUCAAGCGGCGUGGGUAGUGAGGAAUGGGCUCGAUCAGAAUUAGAAAAACGGUUCGCACAGGCGAUGUAUAGCAAUGCGGAACUUCGCGAAACAUUAGACUCUUUGGAACAUAUCAAUAUGCAACUUCAGGUUUGCUCACAUUAUUGCGAUUGUUUGAUCAUCAGUCUCCUCGAGAACGACACUAUUGCUGAUCAUGUAAUACUCUAUCAACAUCAACGUCGUUUGAUCAGAGAACGAUUACGUGCCAAAGAUGAACAGCUGGCAGCAAUGGAAACAGACAGGAUGCGUACAUUGGAAAGAUGCAAAGAGCUACAACAGGCACUCAUGGAUGUACUUGCACGAACUGGAGCGUUGAAGAUCGAAGCAAUACAGGAAUACGAAAUCAAAGAUCGGUCCCAUUCAAACCAUGCUAAACGACCGAAAAGGAAGGUGGCAAGGUCAUACAGCCAUAGUACAGUAGACGAGUUCAGUGGAGAUGAGGAUGUGAUUGUGAACGGUUCAGAGAUGGAGGUGCCGCCACGAUCGUCUAUGGAUUCUGUAGACGAGAACAGGGCAAGCGAAGAAGGUCGAAGUGAGUCAGUGGGAUCAGAGGAAAUGAACGGGCAGUCAGAGAUGGAGAAAACGCAACGAGCGGCUACGCCAAGUUCCGUGCCGGAGACGGAUGCUGCGGUGCGGAGGAUCUUGCAGAUAAUCACUGAUAUCAGUGUAAGUUGA